AUGAGCUGUUGCUUUGUCGAGGACUCACGUGUGAUUUUGGGUAUUUUCACCCACGGACUUAGUUUGCGGCUUUGGAACGAGGUGCUGAAAAGCAACCCGUCUGAAGUAGACGAGGCCUACCGCAUAGUAGAGCAUAUGAAGCGACCCGCCGAGGACACACAGUUCACCCCACCUCCGAUCACCACGAAGAUCGUGUCCACGCGAUCUACACAGACACCGACGAUAGCACCGACGCGUACUAGCGUAGGGAACGGACGGACUACACUGGUGACAUCAGUAGGGUCUGCACCACCCCCACAUCCGCCACCAGCCGACACAAUCGACCGUGCCACUACCGCGUCCCAAGCCCAUAUCACUUGUUUCAAGUGUAAGGGUAAGUGGCACCGAAUGAGCCAAUGCCCAUCUUUGAAUCUCCUCAUAGAGAUCGAAGAAUUAGGUAGCGGUUCACAUGAGGAUGACGUCUUUGUAGGCAAUGAUGUCUACAUUGCUGACGAGGGUUUAGCUGAGUGUGAUGACACUUUUGAUUUGAUUGGCUACAUCCAGAUCUGGCCAGCCACCGUAUCAGCAGUCGAGGCUGCCUCUCUCGCUGCUGCAUUGACGAGCACUUCAUCGAGGGGGCUGGUCAACAUCGUUGUCUAGCGUCCAUCUCGAGAUACGGUUCCUACACUACAGCCAGACACCACGGCAGCUAGAGAGAUCACCCCGGCACCGAGGACGACUAUGUCCACUUCUUCGCCUACGACAAAUGAUUUUCUUUGCACGUCAAUCUUCUACACCUAUGUGAAGAUCAACAGACAUGCGUGCAAGGGAUCAUGGACAGCGGUAGUUGCGUCAAUGACGUGUCAGACCAGGUCUUGCAGAGGGCAGGGCUGAGUACUAUCAGCCAUCUAGCCCCUUACGACGUAUCGUGGAUAGACGCCACCACCCUACCCGUUCGUCGAUAGUGCCAAGUGUCACUUAGGGUGAGCACCUAUGAUGAGCACAUCUUGUGUGAUGUCCUUCUGAUGAAAAUCAGCAGCAUCAUACUUGGACGGUCCUAGUUGUUUGACUAUGACGUCCAACUCAUGGGAAGAGCAAACACUUGCUCUUUCAUGUAUCGAGAUCACCGACUUGUUUGGUAUCCACAUACCAACAAGCCCGCGCCAAAGUGUGACCUUAAGUCACGUAUUGGGUUAAUCGUGAUGAAGGGACCUGCCUUUCAGCAUGAGAUCACGUCGGACAUAGAUGGAUCCCCAACGUGCUUUGCUCUCACUUUGGAUACGCGAGAUGACACGACCCUUACCUCGUCUUCUCCAGAAGUCAAGGGUAUGUUAUUGGAGUACAUCGAUGUACUCUUAGAGGAGCUUCCUAGAGAGCUGCCUCCAUUGAGGCACAUUCAGCAUGCUAUUGACUUGGUUCCCAAAGUAUCACUCUCGAACCUGCUGCACUAUCGCAUGGAGCCAGCCAAGUACGAGGAGCUUAGCCGACAGGUACAAGAGUUUUUGGACAAGGGACUCAUCCAGCCAAGCCUUAGUCCUUGCGCCGUGCCUACAUUACUAGCGCCGAAGAAGAAUGGCACUUGGCGCAUGUGCUGCGACAGUCGCACGAUCAAUAGCAUAACGGUUAAAUACCGUUUUCUGAUCCCACGAUUACAGGACUUAUUUGACAUGAUGAUAGGAGCCACUAUCUUUUCAAAGAUAGAUGUACGUAGUGGUUAUCAUCAGGUCAAGAUAUGCCUAGGGGACAAGUGGAAGACUGCCUUCAAGAUCAAGGAGGGCAUGUACGAGUGGAAGGUCAUGCCAUUUGGCCUCUCCAACGCGCCCAAUACGUUCUAGAGGCUAAUGACGAGGUUUUACGCCCGUUCAUUGGCAAGUUCGUCGUAGUAUACUUCGACGACAUCUUGGUCUACAAUGGUACCCGAGACUCCCACCUCCAGCACUUACGACAAGUGUUUGAGGCACUUCGACAGGAGAAGCUUUAUGCCCAUCCUAAGAAGUGUAGUUUCUUCACUUCUGGGGUUAUGUUCCUCGGUUUUGUCGUCUCUGAGUGAGGAGUUUCCGCAGACCCCGAAAAGGUCCGCACGAUAGUCACCUGGCCACGGCCAGGCAGCAUGCAUGACAUCCGGAGCUUCAUUGGACUAGCGACAUUCUACCAUCACUUCAUUCAGGACUUGAGUUCCAUCACCGCUCCACUUACUGAUUGCCUCAAGAAGGAGACCUUCCUUUGGACAGAGGCAGUUGAGCAGGCCUUCGAUCGGGUGAAGGCUCUUAUCACUCAAGCAUCGAUACUUCGCCUACUCGAUUUUGGCAAGGUAUUUGAGGUUGCCUAUGAUGCCUCAGGCAUCGGUAUUAGGGGUGUCCUUAGUCAAGAAGGCCAUCCCAUAGAGUACUUCAGCGAGAAACUGAAUGACGUGAGGUUUAGAUACUCCACUUACGAUCGUGAGUUUUACACCAUCAUUUAGGCUCUCAAAUACUGGCGCCAUUACCUCCUUUAUAAGGAGUUUGUGCUCUUCUCGGACCAUGAGGCCUUGAAGUAUCUACACUCUCAGCGGAAGCUGAGCAAUCGACACACACGAUGGGUCGAGUACUUGCAGGACUUCACCUUCGUCCUUUGCCACAAGAAGGGCAAGGAGAAUGUGAUGGCAAACGCCCUCAGCUAAUGAGUCCACUUGCUGAACCUCGUGAAGGUUUAGGUGACAGGAUUUGAGUCCCUACCGGAUUCUUACGUAGAUUGCCUGGACAUUGGCCACAUUCUAUAAGCACUUUCGAAUGGUCCAUCCCGAGAUCAUAAGGACUUCCUUGUGGUCAACAGAUGUCUGUUCUUUAGGAGCAGACUGUGCGUUCCACGCACAUCUCUCUGUGACUUCCUCACUUGGGAAUGUCACGCAAGAGGUCUAUCCGGCUAUUUUGGUCGCGAUAAGACCAUCGCAGCGGUCGAGUACCAAUUCUACUGGCCGACCCUCAAGCGUGAUGUAGGGAAUGUCGUCACUCAGUGUUGAGUGUGCGCACUCGCCAAGCAGGUAAAGAAGAAUGCUGGACUCUACACGCCACUUCUAGUGCCAACCCGCCCAUGGGACGACGUCAACAUGGACUUCAUUUUGGGACUCCCGCGUACUGCACGAUGACAUGACUCAAUCAUGGUGGUCGUCGAUAGAUUUUCAAAGAUGACACACUUCAUGCCAUGUUCAAAAACCCCUGACGCCUCCAAGGUCGCUAGCCUCUACUUUAGAGAGAUUGUGCGCCUUCAUGGACUACCCAAGUCCAUAGUCUCAGACCGUGACAUACGGUUUACCAGCCACUUCUAG
Molecule: messenger RNA, 3283 nt
Organism: Spirodela intermedia
Lineage: Eukaryota; Viridiplantae; Streptophyta; Magnoliopsida; Alismatales; Araceae
Source: the annotation of a GenBank genome assembly